UCCCACUGGGCAUCAUCUGCUGGGGCACAGCAGGCGCUCAGGCUGUUUCUCCUCUCUUUUGGCAGCUCCCGGGCAGUGAAGGAGAUCUGGGUCAGCGCCCUCCUUGGGUAAGCCCUCUCGGGCACUGCAGCAUGGACAGCCUGGGCAGCCAGAGCACCCACCGUGGGGGGGAUGCUCCAUGUCUGGCAUGGAUGCUGAAACACCUUGUUUGAGCUGGGCAGGGGUUUGCUCACAGCUGCAGGCAGAGGUGCCCCCACAGCUGCAGGCAGAGGUGUCACCACUGCCGAGCAGGCACAGCUGGCAGAGAUGCUUCAUCCAGCUGUGUCCAGACAACACCUGCCCAGCCCCAUCCUCGGCACUGCUGCUGCUCCCGCUCCACUGCCAGGCAGUCCUGGCUGUUCCAGGCAGUGUGGAAGCACUCCCCAGGCUGGCAGCAGAGGGAAGAGCUGGCUUGGGUCUCACACAGCUCUUUCUCUCCCCCUUCCCCAUGCACAGACCACCCGAAGGAGUUCAGGGAGCCCGGGUGACCCAGCUGCCACGGAUAAGGCUGCUGCUGAAGGAGCUGAGUGGCCGCCAUGCUGGGACGACACUGGAUGCCGGCAGCCUGGAGAAGCUGCUCCAGCGCCAGGCCAAGGCUGGUGCCAGGCAGCUGCCACUUCCUGGCCCCUCCGGUAGUGAAGGCAGAUGUGGCCACGUGGAUGGUGAGUGUGGAGAAGACAGGGGCAGGAUGGCCCUUCUCUCCUGCUCUUGCAGGCGGGCACGCGUGCUGCGAUGGGGCUGCCGCUGCCCUUCCUGCAGGACACGUCCAUCCCCAUCACUCUGCGGCAGGAGGGAGCUGAGCACUGGGGCCCCUCACUCCCAAAUGAUGCUGCCUCUCUCGUGCCCUCGGUGGUGAGGGGGCAACACUGAGGGAGUCUGGGAAUGCUGUCCUGGUGCUUCUCCUCCAUGGCUCUUUGCUCCUUUUCCUUUGGCAGCAGGCGGGACGAGCAGGAGCAAGAGGAAGCUGCCCUGGCCAUUUGCAUGGCCAGGCACCUUGGCUGCAGUAGCGGCACGGGGGCCAUCAGGCCCUGCUCGUGUGGGAGCUCUGUUUGGCCAGCCCCUGGCAGAUCUGUGCAGCCAGGAUCGCAUGCUGCCUCAGCCCAUCCAGGACCUGCUGGCUCUGCUCAAGGAGCAUGGCCCAUCCACGGAGGGGAUCUUCCGGCUGGCAGUCAGCCAGCACGCCUGCCGUGAGGUCAGGGACGCCCUGGACAGCGGGGUGCCAGUGCAGCUGGAAAACCAGCCUGUGCUGCUGCUGGCUGUCCUCUUGAAGGACCUCCUCCGGAAUAUCCCCUCCAAGCUCCUCAGUGUCCAGCUGUUUGAGGAGUGGAUGAAUGCUAUGGAGAAGACCAGCAGGCAGGAGAGGCUGGCAGCCCUGAAAGAGAUGGCCAGCAAGUUACCAGGGGCCAACCUGCUCCUGCUCCGGCACUUGCUGUCGCUGCUUAGCAGCAUUAGCAGGAACGUGGCCACAACCAAGAUGACGGCUGGAAACCUGGCCAUCUGCCUGGCAACUAACCUCCUGAGCCCACCCCAGGAGCUGCCCCUGGAUGUCCUGGCUCUGGAGACAGGGAAGGUGACGAAGCUUGUUGAGUUCCUCAUCGACCACCAUGAGGAGCUCCUUGGAGAGCAGGUGGCCGGGUUGGCCAGCAAGGGAGACGAGGAGACACCAGCACCACAAGCAGAGCUGGAAACAGCAGAGGUGCCUCCCAUCGCUCCUGAGAGAGAACAGCAGAGGAGCUUUUCUGGGGAGAGAAGGUAAAACUGCCUGGCUUUGCUUGGUUCAAGCUGAUCAUGGCUUCACCUGUCUA
Messenger RNA from Pezoporus occidentalis (night parrot), 1844 nucleotides. RefSeq names its product T-cell activation Rho GTPase-activating protein-like. The transcript has 8 exons. The record is from RefSeq and is a predicted model, not a curated record. Gene Ontology annotation, molecular function: GTPase activator activity. Lineage: Eukaryota; Metazoa; Chordata; Aves; Psittaciformes; Psittacidae. Gene Ontology annotation, biological process: signal transduction. Bases 1127 to 1795 code for a protein of 222 amino acids.